Messenger RNA from Apus apus (common swift), 3201 nucleotides. RefSeq names its product myb-related transcription factor, partner of profilin-like. The transcript has 2 exons. Gene Ontology annotation, biological process: regulation of transcription by RNA polymerase II. Gene Ontology annotation, molecular function: RNA polymerase II cis-regulatory region sequence-specific DNA binding; DNA-binding transcription factor activity, RNA polymerase II-specific. The record is from RefSeq and is a predicted model, not a curated record. Lineage: Eukaryota; Metazoa; Chordata; Aves; Apodiformes; Apodidae. Gene Ontology annotation, cellular component: nucleus. The coding region runs from base 15 to 842 and encodes 275 amino acids.
CCUAAGAUGAAGCUAUGCUGUUUGGGAGGGAGACAAUGCAUCUAUCCCAUGCUGAUGGUGACAAGAUCUGGGAAGGCAUAGCCAGGCAGAUCUCAUCAGUCAGCCAGGUCCCCAGCUCUGUAAAAGACAUUAAACACAGAUGGGACAACAAGAAGAGGAGGACUAAGGACAAACUGGCAUUCAUGCAGAAGUCCCUUGCCAGCCCUGACAGCCCAGGGCAGCCCGCAACCAUCGUCCUGGCCGCCCAGGAGAGAGCCAUCGAGUCAACGCUGCAUUCAUCACACCAGAUGCAUGGCUUCCAAACAGCGGAUGUGGAUGUGGUUGACAGCCUGUCAGCAAGCUCUGAUGAAGAUGAAGAGAUGCCAGGCACUUCUCGGGAGCACUGCUUCUCAUCGCUGCAGAGGGCCAGUGCAGGAGUCAGCCAGCUCUCUGGGUCUUCCUUCCUCCGCAGUUCUUCCUCAUCAGAGCACUCAGAAGCUACCAGCCAAAGGCAGGAGCUGCACCAUCCAUCCCCACACACCACCUCGUCCUGCAGACCCCCGCACAAGGAGUCCGCCCCUCUCCAGCUUCAGUCGCCAGCUUCUUCAUUCCCACGCACAGCAAACAGACCUGUUCAGGCCGUUCUGGUGGCUAUUCACAGAGACAUGGCAGACAGCAUGCAUGUCAUCAGUCCGAGGAUGGCUGACCUCACCAGCCAGGUUGGACAGAUGUGCCAGACCCUAUCAGAAAUCUGUGAUGGGGUCCAGGCUUUCCAUAGAAUACAGGAGUCUAGUGUCAUGCAGGGGUGUCUUCUGCAAGCAGCAUGUUCAGAACAGCCCCCUGAGUUCAGUGCAGAGUCUUAACCAAAAUCCCCCAAAACAGACUGCUCCUGCAUGGACUAUCAGGUCACAAAAGAGAGGACCCCAUUUUUAGCCUGCUUCAUAUAAAGUAAAAAGAAGGGUGCCCCUUCCUGAGCUGCUGCAUGUUCACCUGGCCUCUUCACGUGUGUUGGUACUCUGUGGGGAAGGUCAACAGCCACCCCAACCCAUCCAUCCAUCCUCCUCUAGCUAACAGAGCAGUAUGAAUUCUGGCAGCUGAAUAGUAGGGUUGGUCCUCUGCAAUGGCAAAGAGGAAUCUCAAAUCUUAUAAAGCUUGGGAUGUAGGACACCUUUCUGUUCACAGAGAUUAGUAGUUUUCACUGCCAUCCCCAUGCUUUAAAGGCUCUAUAAGCUAAGAGAUGCAAUAGGAAUCAAUAUCUUGAUUUCUUCUCGUGCCUUUGAAACAUUAUUUACUGAGGCAGUUUACAACAGAGCUCCCUUUGCAAUCAACCCACAGAUUUACCCUACUACUACCUUCCCAUCAUCUUCCUGCAAAUUAAUAUAUGCACUGUGCAGGGAUACAACUUUGUCUCUAAAGACUCUUGCUGCUCGUUAUUUUUAUCUUGUAUUCAGCAAUAAUGGGCAAUGCAGGCUUAAUGUGACUUAUGCACAGGUUUGGGGAGAGGGGUGUAAAAGCAGAGCUUGUGCAGGGAAGGGAAGAAGGCACAGUGCUGAGAACAGGAAGACAGGUCUGAGCACUCUGUAGUUUUAGACUGCACUUACUCAUUGUGAUUUAGGCUGGGAUCUGUACUUUGUUCUCGUAUCAUGAAGAGUUUACAAUGUAAAUUCACAUCUAUAUAGGUUAAAAUCUUAGGCAUGUUUGUUUUGAACUGCUUUCUUUCCCCAUACAGAUGCAGGAAGAACUGGGUUACAAAAAUUUAAUUGUUCUAGUGCUGCAUGAGAUUCCCAUGUACAACCCUGAUUCUGAAACUAGGCUUUAAUAAUGUUACCUCAGGUGGUGAUAACAUAGGUGGCAGCAUUUUUACAAAAUAUCUGUCUUCUUGAUUUGCACAUCUGCACCUGGCAUGCUUCGCCAAUCUCUGGGAACACCUGGACCAUUAUCAUUAUAUUCUUCUAGAGGGAAAAGGGCCAAGGUUUUACCCACAGCAUGUUGCUGCUCUCUGUAAGGUCCUACUGGAUGGGGAGGUGGGUUGCAGGAAACUAUUCAAGUUAAUAUGAAUGCACACUGUCAUGCCAUGUCUGGGCUACAGACUUGGCCAAAAGCCAUAUAAUUCAGUGGGAAUUGAGUGUAGUCAGUGCAGUAUAGCAGAAGGCUGGUAUGUUUUAUGUGAUCUUGAAGGAUCUUUAAUCUGUCUGGCCUGUCCUUUGACAGUAUAGUGCACUAGCUUCUCUUCUGGAGAGUUCACUGUAUGUCUGGUGGGUCAGGCAUUCCUGACAUGCUUUUCCUUUUUAAUUGUUCUGUAAUUCUAAUUCAAGUAAUUUAUUUUUAGGGAGGUGGUGAAAGGCCAAUGAAGGUCUGGCAAGGAGAAAAACCUCCUUUCUGAGGAAUGACCCAUGCUGGUUUCAUGCAGAGGACAUUCCUUGUGCUGGUGCCAGACCAGAGCAGUACUCACUCACCUGAGGAUGUCAUUAUACUUAUGUUGUAACAUCCAUAUUCUGCAGAAGUCAUAGUCUCUCUUCAGCUGAAGGGAAAUCUGGUAGAAGUGGAUCUAAUUUAUGAAUCACAGAGAACUGAAAAAAUGGUGAUAUGUUUUAAAAGCUUUCUGGGUCAAUAUAGUGCUGCUGCUACAGCAUAUUACAAGUAGUAUUUUGUAUUUUUAUAAUAUGUGGUCCCUGCUGAUAUUCUCCCAUGGAUACACUGAUAGGAUUAUCUCCUCUGAUGUGGUUCAGGGAGAUCCUUUCUGGGAACCCUCAGGUCUGCAGAGGAGGAGACUCCCACAGCUGCUGGGUGCUGGAGGGAGUUGGCAUCAUCGCUACCAUUGGUUGCCCACACUGACGCAUUUAGAAUGAGAAUCCUUGUGGAGGAUGUGCAGCCUUAAAAACAAACCCCAAAGGCUGGACUUUUUUUCAGGCGAAAGGAGCUUGUAUUAUUAACUGCCUGAUGUUUCCCUUAGUUUCCUCUGUGGACUAUUACAGAUUGGCCCAGAUCUGGGACUGUUUCUCCGGCCCUGUGUAGACCCCUCAGUGAAGUGGCUUUUCUGUACUGGCUCACAAAGGAUACCUCCUCCUGCACCCCAUCAUGUUAACUGUCUGUUGAAGUAAGUGCCAGUGUCAAAGCAAACAGCUGUGCUCAACCCCAGUAUCUCCAUGUCUUGUAUAUGCUGAAAAAAUUAUCUUUAAAAGUAUUUUUGUUAAUAAUGCAAUAAAUAUGUAAUGCUUUUAA